This is a messenger RNA of Culex quinquefasciatus (southern house mosquito), 322 nucleotides long. RefSeq names its product 40S ribosomal protein S20-like. Lineage: Eukaryota; Metazoa; Arthropoda; Insecta; Diptera; Culicidae. Gene Ontology annotation, biological process: translation. The record is from RefSeq and is a predicted model, not a curated record. Gene Ontology annotation, cellular component: cytosolic small ribosomal subunit; ribosome. The transcript has a single exon. Gene Ontology annotation, molecular function: structural constituent of ribosome. The coding region runs from base 31 to 264 and encodes 77 amino acids.
GAGGCCGCGACCGUUCACCGGAUUCGCAUCAUGCUGACAUCGCGCAAUGUCCGCAGCCUGGAGAAAGUGUGCGCUGACCUGAUCAGCGGCGCCAAGAAGCAGAAACUGCGCGUUAAGGGACCGGUUCGCAUGCCGACCAAGAUCCUGCGUAUCACGACCCGUAAGAUGCCUUACGGUGAGGGUUCCAAGACUUGGGAUCGCUUCCAGAUGCGCCUGAACAAGCGUAUCAUCGAUCUGCACUCGCCGUCCGAGAUCGUCAAGUAGAUCACCUCGAUCAACAUCGAGCCCGGUGUAGAGGUCGAGGUCUUCAUUGCCGACCCUU